Messenger RNA from Dictyostelium purpureum, 669 nucleotides. RefSeq lists its product as uncharacterized. The transcript has 4 exons. Gene Ontology annotation, biological process: import into nucleus. Lineage: Eukaryota; Evosea; Eumycetozoa; Dictyosteliales; Dictyosteliaceae. The coding region runs from base 1 to 669 and encodes 222 amino acids. The record is from RefSeq and is a predicted model, not a curated record. Gene Ontology annotation, cellular component: cytoplasm.
AUGGCCACAAAAGGAGCAAAAGCAAUUUUAAUUGGAGGCACUGGUGCCACAGGUAAACCAUUAGUAAAGGAGUUAAUCAAUUCACCCCAUUUUUGUGAAAUUACAUCGUUGGUUAGAACAAUUGAUCCUAAUGUUACAAGUGAUAAAUUAAAACAAGUAGUUGUUGAUUUUGAAAAAUUAGAAAAUUAUAAAUCGGAAUUCGAAGGUAAAGAUGUUGCAUUCAAUGUUUUUGGAACAUCUAAAAAGCAAGCUGGUAGUACUGAAAGAUUUAAAGAAAUUGAAUAUGGUUAUUCAGCAAAGUUUGCAGAUUUAUCCAAAGAGUCAGGUGUUCGUUCUAUGCAUUUAUUAACAUCAGGUGGAUCAAACCCAAAUUCAUGGAUGUAUUAUUUAAAAGUUAAAGGUGAAAUUGAAGAAAAGUAUAAAGAGGAAAAUUUUAAUUUCCUCUCAAUAUUUAGACCAGGAUUUUUAGUAAGACAUAGCGAUAGAUGGUCAGAUUCAGUAAUUGGAUUCUUUUUAAAGGGAUUAAAAGUUAAUAUACUAGCCAAAGCAUUAAGAAUAGAGGCUGAAAACGAAAUUUUAAAUAUGUCAAAAAAUAAUCAAAUUAAAGCAAUUACUGGUGAUGCUAUUGUCGACAUAGUAAAGAUUUUUGAUACCCAAACAAACAAUUAA